UCCCUCAAACUUACAUUUGGAGAUGAUCGCUUUCAGCAGGUUAGUUGUUCUCUCCCGGACAGGGUAGGUAAGCGCUGACAGCAACUAAAUCUAACUGGAGUUUUGGUCGUAUUAACUCGCAUUUUACCGGCUGAGUGUCAUUACAAUGACUUUUUAUUGAAAAGGCUGGACUUCUUAUCAGUAAAGUAUGUUCAGCUUUCGGAUGAACAAUUGACAGACGUAUAGGAGACACUGUACACUGCAUUUAGUCAAUUGCUGUGGAGUAAAAUCUCUGGGACAUGAUCUGAUCAGUAAAGACCGGAUUCAUUCAUUGGAUUUGUUUUCUGUCUGGAAAACUGUCAAGACUGCAGAGAGCACACUGGAAAUGGAGAUGGACAGGCGGAUGAUCUGAAAUGGCCUCCACUAAUGGCUUCAAGAAGGAAUUAAUAUCAUUCUUUCACACCGGUGACCCACACUUACCGCAACUUUGUCAAAACACAUUCAAGCGCCCCUGCAACACAAUUGGACAAAAAGAAACAAAUAAAUGAAAUCAGAGUGGCCUAAGGAAGCUGAGUAAAACCUGGCACUGAUGCUGGCCUCUUUUCCCCUUUAAAGUUCAGUGUUACCAUAGAGGCAGUCUGCCUCAUCACCCUCUGCCUGCUUAUUAUCUAUCAGACUCCAUUUAAUGAGGCAUCAGAAGAAAGGCGCAACCAUGUACUUGCUGCUAGUAUUUGUACUACAGGCCCUGUGGGUGAGUUGGUGUCACGCCACGCAGCAUUACCCGGCCUCAUGGGGGCACUAUGAUGUUUGUAAGUCCCAGGUAUACGCGGAGGACCGCCUGGCCUGGCACUACAUGGCCUGCCAGCCUGAAGCUACUGAUAUGACCAAAUACCUGAGAGUGUCUCUCGACCCCCCCAACAUUACCUGUGGAGACCCACCUGAGAUGUACUGUGCCCUGGAAAACCCAUAUAUGUGUAAUAACGAAUGCGACGCUGAAACCGAGGAGCUGGCCCACCCGCCCGAGCUCAUGUUUGACUCUGAAGGACGAAACCCCACCACAUUCUGGCAGUCGACCUCCUGGAAGAAAUAUCCAAAGCCCCUUCAGGUCAACAUCACACUGUCCUGGAACAAAACAAUAGAACUCACAGAUGACAUUGUCCUUACCUUCGAGUCAGGCCGACCUGAGCAAUUAGUCUUGGAGAAGUCACUGGAUUACGGUCGUACGUGGCAGCCGUAUCAGUUUUAUGCAGCUGACUGUUUGGAUGCCUUUACUAUGGAGCCAAAAGCAGUACAUCAGCUGACCCAAAGCAGUAUGCUAGAAAUCAUCUGCACUGAGGUCUAUUCAACGGGCUAUGUGUGGAAGUACGACAAAACUGUACGUUUUGAGAUCAAAGACCGCUUCGCCCUUCUUGCUGGCCCGAGACUGCACAACAUGGCUUCUCUGUAUGGGCAGCUGGACACCACCAAGAACCUAAGGGAUUUCUUCACCCUCACUGACCUUCGCAUCAGACUUCUACGGCCUGCCACCGGAGCCACAAUGGUGGAUGAGAACAACCUCUCUAGAUACUUCUACGCCAUCUCGGACAUCAAAGUGCAGGGCAGGUGCAAGUGCAAUCUCCAUGCCAACAGCUGUGUUUUUGACAAAGGGAAGCUGGGGUGCGAGUGCGAACACAACACCACGGGGCCGGAUUGUGCACGCUGCAAGAGACACUACCAGGGCCGAGCCUGGAGCAUGGGCUCCUACCUGCCCAUCCCCAAGGGUACUGCCAAUAUCUGUAUCCCAAACAAUCUUGGCACCUCUGUUCGGCCAAAUGCUUCUUCGCUUGGAGCAGCAAACCGAAAUCAAGCUCAAGUGUGUAACAACGUUCUCCUGCGCUGUCAGAAUGGUGGUGUGUGUCACCACCAUCAGCACUGCCAGUGUCCGGCAGGUUUCGGCGGCAUACUGUGCGAGAAGGCCCAAUGCCAGGGUGACUAUUGCGAGGAGCAGCAAUCCAGCCAGCCGGCCCUCCGCCCCCCACCCGUGGGCCCAGACUCUCCCGCUGGCUCUUCUAUCUCUCAUCCCCUCCCUGCUGGCCACCCGGGGCCUUACAUCACUCUGAGGGGAAUGCUUUUGCCCCAAAGACAUUCUCAACAGGGGCUCUAAUCCUGAGUUUCUGAUAGAGGACACAUCAUGGCUAAAAAGAAAUGCUCCCUUGAUGCAGAAGAAAAAACAAAACCACAAGGUUUUCUACUCAGUACUAUGUCAAUUAAAGUUUGCCAGAGAUGAUGGAUAAACUGAAAAAACUAAAGAAACUGCGAGAGAAAAAAAAAAAAAAUGAAACAAGAACAACAACACAAAAUGCUGACACUAAUGACUGUCUUUGUUGAAAAUGUUAGGAUGAAAUCAAAUCAAUUCAAUGUUACACUGCUCUGAAGCCAUCCGUCAGAUUAAGACUUCAUCUCAAACCUCAGAGCGCUGAAACACCGCAAUACAAUUUGUUUGGAGACAAAUCAUUGAUGUGAAGAUGAAUCAAGAUGAACUUGUAGACUGCCACCUAAAUUUACACACACACUACCACGACUGGUUGUCAAACUUCUCACACUUUACCUUUUCCUGACCCUCUCUCUUCUUCCUGUAACUCUGUGAAGUCAUGUAAAAGACCCAUGAUAUAUGUCACACAAGAAAUGAUUCAGUUUUUCAGAAAUGAUCAAAUAUAAUACAGUAACAUGAGCGACAACUGUUGAAAUUUUGUACUGGGGUAUUUUCAUGACAGUGAGAAUUAGAACAAGAAGAAAGACCUUGUCCAACAAUGUGACUUUUUGCACCACUGCGACAACCUGUAGAAUUUGGGUCGGCCUUUUUAUUAUUGCCCUGAUGGAGUUGCAUAUCCCUGUUCAGUUGCUAAUUGUUUUGCUUAAAACAUGCGUUUACAUUCUCACCGACUGUACUGUACAAGAGGUUUCACCAAAGGGCUUUGGUGAGGAAUCCUUUGUUGCUUGAAGCCAACUAUGUUUGUGAAUUAAAGAAGAAAAAUAACUGUUUAUGACCAUUUUAUGAAAGAAAAUAUUCAAGAUAGCAGGUGAUUUCAUUUCAGGGGUUUUCAAAGUUCGCAACUGCUUUAGAGAUCCCACAAAUUGCAGGGAUAUGGAAUUUAACAGCACUCUUCCAAACAGAUGACGAUUGUGAAGAAACGUGUAAUGUUACAAACACAUCCUUGAAUCCGUAGAAACAUUCACCUGCCAAAGUGGGCGAAUUUUGAACUCGGACUACAUAACAUAACCACAACAAAAGGAUGAAAGACAUGUAAGCCCAUUGUUCUCCCUCGUCAGUUUUCUGAAAUCAGAAUUUAAAGGUGGGGUAAGUAGAUUUUCAAAAACGCUGUUGGACAUUGUUGAUAUCUGAAAUCAACCCAAACAAACCCACCCCUCUCUUCAUUGCUCCGCCUCCAAAACUCACCCUUCAAUCCUAACCACUCGCACAGAUGAUGAACGAACGACAAGGAAGCACAAAAAAUGAACGUACAGUACACAAGAGUAAAUACAAACAAGAGUUUGUUGUUAGUCGCCAACAGCACAGCAGCUCCAGACAAUCAAUGACACGCAAAACAUUAUAAAAACAUUUAUAAUGUUACAACAGGUUUCUAUUUCAAAUAAAUGCUGGUCUUUUGAACUUUAUAUUAAUCAAAGUAUCCUGGAAAAAAUGCAUUACAGUUUUCACAAACAAUAUUAAGCAGCACAACUGUUUUCAUCAUUAACAAUAAUAAUAAGAAAUGUUUCUUGAGCAGCAAAUUAGCAUACCAGAAUGAUUUGUGAAGGAUCAUGUGACACUUAAGACUGGAGUAAUGAUGAUGAAAAUUCAGCUUUGCAUCACAAGAAUAAAUUACUUUUAACAUAUUUUAAAUCACAGCGAUUUUA
Molecule: messenger RNA, 3873 nt
Organism: Ctenopharyngodon idella (grass carp)
Lineage: Eukaryota; Metazoa; Chordata; Actinopteri; Cypriniformes; Xenocyprididae
Gene: ntng1b
Product: netrin-G1
Exons: 7
Coding region: 665-2122 (485 amino acids)
Molecular function (GO): cell-cell adhesion mediator activity
Source: RefSeq, a predicted model, not a curated record